Messenger RNA from Chrysemys picta bellii (western painted turtle), 933 nucleotides. Its product is annotated as olfactory receptor 10Q1-like. Gene Ontology annotation, cellular component: membrane. The record is from RefSeq and is a predicted model, not a curated record. Lineage: Eukaryota; Metazoa; Chordata; Testudines; Emydidae. Gene Ontology annotation, molecular function: G protein-coupled receptor activity; olfactory receptor activity. Gene Ontology annotation, biological process: G protein-coupled receptor signaling pathway.
AUGCCCCCAGGGAACCGCACAGUGGUGACAGAGUUUGUAUUCCUGGCCUUUCCCACCCGUCCGGAUCUUCAGACCCUGCUCUUCAUGGGAGUCAUCCUGGUCUUCACAGCCACUGUGACAGGGAACCUGAUCAUCCUGGUGGCGAUCCGGGGGGAUGCCCGUCUGCACACCCCCAUGUACUUCUUCCUGGAGGCCCUGUCCAUCAUCGAGCUUGGCUACACUGCAGCCAUCUUCCCGCAGAUGCUGGUGAAUGCCCUGCAGGAGAGGAAGAGAAUCAGCUUUGGGGGCUGUGGGGCCCAGAUGUUCUUCUUCCUUGGUCUGGGAAGCUCAGAUUGCUUCCUGCUGGUGGCCAUGGCCUAUGACCGGUACGUGGCCAUCUGCCACCCACUGCACUACACACUCAUUAUGACGCGGCGGCUCUGCCUGUGGCUGGUGGCCGCUUCGCUGGCCCUUGGAGGACUGCUUUCUCUGCAGAUCACAGUGCUGAUCUUCCGCCUCCCCUUUUAUGGCUCCAGUGGGGUCAACCAUUUCCUCUGUGACGUCAACCAGGUGCUGAAGCUGGCCAGGACCGACACCCACUCCGAGGAGAUCGCCCAGUUCAUUGCCAGUGUCCUGAUAGUCAUUCUCCCCUUCCUCCUGAUCUGUGUCUCCUACGUCUACAUUAUCACCACCAUCCUGCGCAUCCGCUCGGCUGAGGGCCGGCGCCAUGCCUUCCACACCUGCUCCUCCCACCUCAUGGUGGUGCUGCUGCAGUACGGCUGUCUCAGCUUGGUCUACUUGCACCCGAAGGGCAGCUGGUCGGAUGAACUGGACCGGUUGAUCUCACUGGGAUACACAUUUGGAAGCCCCAUCUUCAACCCUUUGAUAUACAGCCUGAGAAACAAGGAGCUCAAGGAGGCCAUUGCAAAAGUCUUCAGGAGACGAACAGGGUAA